Osmia bicornis bicornis is the source of this 1534-nucleotide messenger RNA. RefSeq lists its product as uncharacterized. The record is from RefSeq and is a predicted model, not a curated record. Bases 1 to 1467 code for a protein of 488 amino acids. NCBI's taxonomy places the organism in Eukaryota, Metazoa, Arthropoda, Insecta, Hymenoptera, Megachilidae. The transcript has 5 exons.
AUGUCUGAGAUUUGUCCUUCUUCGUCACAUCAGCUGGUAGCAGCUGCAAUUGCGUUUCGCCGUGCCAGGCGUAAAUUUCCGAAAAAUUAUGGUCUCUGUUGUAACUCCGAAGAAAUGACCAAGUUUGACGAAACUGAAAGCAUCGCUGAGAACGAGGAGCCCAACGAUCCGGAAAGUUUGUCGUUUACAUCGAGAAAACGUUUGAACGGCAAGUCGAACUGUGCCGAGGCAAUUUGGACGGACGAAUGCGGAGAGAGCGUCUCGAUCAAGGAAAAUUUAGUUCAGACACCAAUAAUCUGCAGCUGUUGUCGCAAACGCAACGAACAGUGCAGCAGCGGGGAUGCGCUUGAUAUCGUUCCAAGCAAGGAGCACAAUGGUAUCGCGAGGAAAACUGAAUGUUUCUUACUGGAACAAUCAGAAAGGAAUGAUGGAAAAGCGAUGAAAGGCUUCACAACGGAGCCUAGAAAUUCUACCCGGUGCCGUACUUCAUAUUCCCAUUCACGAAGACGAAGUCCGAAAGAAACUUCCUCGAAAUUGGAUUCCGUUAAUCUUCUGUACGACAGAGGCCACGAUGAGGCAGACAACGUGAAAGGUAGCAACUCGUCCGAGAAUCGGAACUGCAACGGGGAAGAGUACAGCUGCAGCGGUGGGAGAAAGGAUUCCAAGUCGGUGCAUCGAAAUUCGCGUUCCAAAUUAAACGUUUACGAUUCACGGAAAGGCAACCCAUCGGACAACGUUUCUCAUAACUGUGAUUUUCAUUGUGUCAAGCAUUCGAUUCCAGAUUCAUUGAAGUCGCAUACGGAUUGCUGUCAAUUACAGAAUCAUCAUCCUUGCUGCCAUUCUCAAAAUCAUUGUCAUCAUUGUUGUGAAAAGCACAGAUUUUCUUUCAACAGUUACUCAACAAAGGAUAGGGCACGUCUCACUUCAGAUACCUGUCUCUGUUCGUCAAAUUUGGACAAUCAUACAGGUUGCUGUAAUCAGGACCAUGUUACUUAUGGAUCAAUCUGUAACCACGAUUGUUGCAUGAAACAAUUGGAAAAAAUGUCAGGGAUGCAGGAACAGAAGGACGAAGAGCUAGACGAUUGCGUGGGAACGAUUCACCACAAGGAUUCUUUGUGCAUCUUGGUGGAGAAGUACAAAGCAAACAGGAAGUGCAAGAUCAAGAAAUAUUCUGACGGGACGGAAAUCUCUGAUGAACGGGCCAGAGAAGAAUGCGACAAAUCGUUCACGUCAGAAACCACCUGUCAAUUGGACGAAAUUAAUGCAAAACAGCGAGAAAAAUGCUUAGAUAAUAACGAACAUCGAUUUCGAGAAAAUCGUACGUUAAUAGGAAAAACAUGUAGGCAUGGUUGCGGGCAAAUUUUUAGAGAAGGUGAUUACAGUCACUUGAAAAAUUUAAAAUCUCGUUUGAUAAAGACAGGAACUUGUUGUUCACCGAAAGGUACACCUUGGAGACAUACAUUUUAGAUCCAAACAAUUUUUUUACCUCGCAAGUUUUUUAUUUGUUACGAUUUUUGUAAUUGUGUAUUUUUAA